AGGGUAUAUAAGGUAACUGAGGCCAGUCGUGUGCCAGGCUCACUGGCUCACACGAGCUGAUUGAAGAACAAGAGCGAGACGGACGCGUGCCUUAAAACUUCAGCACAAACUUAUCUGGGCGACUUUGGCUCCCCAGCGAGAGCUCUGAUCCUUUAGCUUCCCUCCCUAACUAUCAGCAGAUAUAGUGGACGAUGUGCACCGCAGCGGAGAGCGCGUUCUCUGAUCUGGACACCUCCAGCUGUGACUUUUCCUUUCCUCACACGGAUGAUGAGGAUUCCCGCGGCAGCAUGCACGCCGCCUCGCCCGCGUCCUCGCUGGCAUCUACGGGGAACAGCGCACAGGACGCCGGCGAGCUGCAGCAGAAGAAGAAGCGCAGAGGUCGUGUGAGGAGCGAGGCCGCCAUUCACGUGGUAAAGAAGAACCGCAGGCUGAAAGCCAACGACCGCGAGAGGAACCGCAUGCACAACCUGAACGAUGCGCUGGACGCUCUGCGGAGUGUGCUGCCUGCCUUCCCGGACGACACCAAGCUCACCAAAAUCGAGACUCUGCGCUUCGCUCACAACUACAUCUGGGCACUGUCCGAGACCAUCCGCAUCGCGGACCAGCGCGGGAGCAAAGCGAGAGACUCCUCACCGGCAGGGAGCUGCAUGGCGGAAGCACCGAGCCCGGGGAGCGAUGCGUGCUCAUGGGCAUCAAGCGCCUCCUCUUCAGGCUCCUCUCCAUCCUACAGCUCUUCUAACCCCGGCAGCCCGGAGGCUAUGGACGAUUACGGAUUUCUGCAAGCAGACGUCGUUUACUGCUACCACAGCUACCCUGGCAUUUAUUAAGCUAUCUCCUAGUCCCAAAUCUUCUGAAGCUAGCCUAAUAAGGGAAAAUGGCAUUUCCUUUGCCCUUUAUUAGAAGCAAGAGUGCAGAUCCAGAGACAGAUUAGAUGUUCACUGUUUGCCUUAACUACCGUCAGUUUCGCGAAUGAGAAUGUUCUUAUUUUUGUACUUUUUGUAUUGCUGAACUUAAGGGGUUUCGUACCUUUGCACUUUUUUUUCCACCUUUCUUCCAGCUCGACCUCAGUGCCAGUCAGGGGGAAAUGAUGCUGCAAACUGAGAAGACAGAUUUGCUUUUAGCCGUCCGAGGUGAAAAGUCAAUUUUACAAUUUGUUAGGUUGAUAGAGCAGAAAAGCGAGCGUGAAAAUGCAGUUUCAACGCUAUGACAAUAGAAUGAAAGGCCAUCAAAAAGACAAGGAACUGGCCUUAUGCAUUAUGUAUUUUGACCCCAGGAAAUACUGUUCUCUUCAGUGUACAGAAAGACCCUUUCACAUGAGGGAGGAUUUCUUACUGUUACUUCUUUUUUUUUAUUUAUUAAACCUAUUGCUUUCAUGAUAUUGUAUUUUUAUUGUAUAUAAAGAGAUUUAUUCUAUUAUGUAUUUACCUCAAAGUAUAAGUUGUUAC
This is a messenger RNA of Pangasianodon hypophthalmus (striped catfish), 1445 nucleotides long. It is a transcript of the gene neurog1, whose product is annotated as neurogenin 1. The record is from RefSeq and is a predicted model, not a curated record. Gene Ontology annotation, molecular function: protein dimerization activity. Bases 192 to 827 code for a protein of 211 amino acids. The transcript is spliced from 2 exons. NCBI's taxonomy places the organism in Eukaryota, Metazoa, Chordata, Actinopteri, Siluriformes, Pangasiidae.